Molecule: messenger RNA, 649 nt
Organism: Lactuca saligna
Lineage: Eukaryota; Viridiplantae; Streptophyta; Magnoliopsida; Asterales; Asteraceae
Source: the annotation of a GenBank genome assembly
CUCUCCAUGCGAUCUUUCUGCCACCGAUUUCUGCCAAGGAUACCACCACAUUGAGAAUCGAAUUCGACGCAUAGACUAAGGAUCGACGAUCCACUCCAUCUACCGCCUUCCUCCUCCUUCCAUCCUCCAUCUCUACCUGUUCUGACAAACAACAAUGACUACAAAUCCACAGUCCUCGUCUGGCAUAUCAACAACGUCAAAUCCACGAUCCAAGAGAUCUAUGCCAUUCAUUUUUAUGUUCGAUUGCAACAAUAAAUCGUCGAAUCGCAUUUGUGGAUCACCUCUAUCUGGCGAGGAUCUUAUACCGCUAUUGCCUUCUUUUCCAAUCGCACCUCCGACCGCCACAAACUACACAAACACCGUCACAUAUGGCUCCAACCUCCACAGUUCCCACCUAUGUAUCAAUUAUCAAAGAUCUCCUUGUUCCGCUCACCACCUGUUCGAUGAUAUGCCUCAUAGUGUUUUCGGUUCUUUUGAGCUCAUAAGAGCAGUCUUGUUCCAAAUGUUUUUGUGCCCUAAAAUUCAACGAGCUCUUACAAUAUUUUCAUUGUUUAUGAUGCUUUGGUGCAUAUCCCCUUACCUUGAACCAAUGCUUCUUGCUCAUAUCAGCUGGUUCUUUAUCCCACUUCUUCUUAGAUCACCUGUUUGA